CAACGCGGUGUCGUUCGAUCGGGAUCCUCGCCGACCUUCGAUCAAUACGCGGAGGUUUCAAAAAAAAGUGCAUACCGCGAUUUUUCACCGAGCGACUUUCCCGAAAGUGACCUCGCGUCGUGGUUCCCGCGUGGAACCUCGUUCCCUCUCUCUUGAAGCCGUCGAUCGGAUCCACGGUUAAUCAACGACGACGUCUCCUUUUCGCCCCCCCACGUGACACAGUGCACGACCACGUGGUCUACGAUUGAUUGAUCGCGGGACGUCAACAUUUCGAAACGCUACUAAUCGAGAAAGAUUGACUUCCGUCAGCAGUGUCGCUUUGGAACGCGAUUAUGUAAGCGGAAAUGAUGAGAUCCAUGUGUAAUGCGCGCUGACAGUGAAGAUUUUGAGUAUUCGAAUCGUGAUCGUCGGACAAGAGAUCGAUUUUGCAGCGAGAAAAAAAUCGUCGUGAUUUAUAUAUACCUGAGGAUAUUGAAUAACAUCGGCUUUGCAAGCUGAGAGAGGAUAUCAGAGUAUGUCUAUACGUCGUGCGCGUCGAUCGAUCGGCGGUAUCUCGCUACUGUCCGGUAUCUGCGUCACGAUUCCGCGAGUGAAAUCUAGCCGGGUCGAGCGGCCAAGCGUGCUGUCGAUUGUGAGAACGGUAGCUGGCACCGGUUCGCCACCAAGGAACUAGCCUAUGGCCACGUGACUUUCGGUGGUGGCCCCGUAUAGUUUCUGCGUCGUUCGACAGCGUACGCCAUUGGAUCUCCGGAUGCUGACCGAUCGAAGAAAAUCCCAGAGAGAAACCAGGAGAGUAUCACGGAUCGCUUCAUCACUCUGAUUUUUUUCCAAACCUGUUAAAUUCAUUAAUCAUCCUGUCGACGGCUGGAGGAAAAGUUUGCGGUCUGCGGAACGAAUCGCGAACGACGCGUUGUCGGUCCGCGUUCGACUACAAGGAAAAUCCGCGCGCGUGACGAGAUAUGCCGCUUAAUUACGCAUCGACGUCCCCGCCCAAGUCGGAGCAACUUUAGCUAAGUGCACCUGGGAGAAAGAGAGAAACAAAUAAGGAAGGAUUCCCUCUAUACAGCGCGUUGCGUAUCCCGCGCGGAGUCGGAGAGUUGAAUGCGCGCACGAGCGCGAGGUCGACCCUCUCUCGAUCGCCUCCUCGAAACUCGAAGCGUCGAAAACUCAUUCGAAAGCUGACGCAUCGCAUGAAUACGAGACACGGUCCGCAGGCGAUCGUGACGCAAGAAUCGGGGAGGCAUUGAACUGUUCUUCCCGCGAGUUUUUAAACGCGACGAAAUUUCACGAAUAUCGCGAGAUGAGAAAUCUUGCAGCGUCUGUUGGACUUUCGAAAUUCCGCUAAAUAUUCCGCAAAUUAUUCGGUUAUCGCUCGUGUAUCGCCGAUUACCUGCGAAGCAUGAGUCCGUCUCGCUCGUGCGGUAUUACUGAAAGCUUAUUAAAGCGACUGCGUGAUUCCUCGUUGCACGAUCGAGAUAUCGAAGCUCCGCUGCCAGACAGCGCGCUGACAGCUGUUCGCAAAUACCGCAGACGUGUUUUAAGCUCUCUUAAUUGAGUGGGAUAUAACGCGCGCGCCGAGAACAGCACCGUUUCCUCGAUGACUCUUCAGAAGUAGAGUGAAAGUUACAUCUGACAGUAAAUUUGCAUACAAUUAUAGCGGUGCCAUUGCAGCUCGUUACUUUGAAUACUUCGACGGAUAUGUCAUUUAUUAAUAAUGUACGAUAGUAUAAUUACAAUUACUCCUCUGCAAAAUUUUAAAGAGCGCGUCAUAUGUUUUUUCAGAGCGCAAUAAUAAUUGUGUUUCUUAUUGGAACUCUAAAGCCAGUAUUUUGAGAAAAUCAUAUAUUUGUACGCGCUUGAAAUUAGAUGUAAUCAAAUGGUAAUGAUGCGCAAUGAAGCGCAUUACCGCGAUUGGUAGCAAGCUUAAUGCUUGUAUCAUAUGCGAAAAUUAAACGGAGUCAAAGUAAAAAUCUAUCUCCAACUUAUAUACGAGACAUUUCGCUAAAUAUAUACAAUUUUGUGGUUUAACCUGUGCAACCAUAUGUUUAUAUUUCUUUUAAAUAAAUGAAGUUUAUCCGGUUAAUGGACGAUCAUUACACUAUCAAGGGGAAUAAUCAAAAGAGAUUACUGCCGAGGAAAAGUAACUUAACAAAUAUAUGUAUAUACACGUGGACAUUACCGGCAGUCGUAAUUGGCCAAAGUUUCAUGGCGAAAGCGAGUCCCCGGCGCAUUCCUCUCCCAUCAAACGAUCAUUACCAGAUGAUAUUCGCAUCGGUCGUCGAGCAUAACGACAAUCGUACAGAGAUAUACCAAUCGAAUUGAAAUUUCAUCGUAUACGAGGCACUCGUAUUUCUCAUUAUCGAGACCGCGCCAUUGUUCUCGGAAAUAGCAAUAGCAAACUGGUACAAGCUCCAUUUCCGGGUCUCGCCACGAUAAUGCUACGACUUUAUUAAAGCCAAACAAUACAGGAUUAAUUAGUCAAUAUCAUUGGAAACUCUCAAUAAUUGAACUCGCGAACUCGCACGAGAUUAAACGGUGAAAGGAAGCUCUAUGCGUACGCUUGAUUCGCGCUCGCUUUGCUCUCUAUCGGCGAUUAUCUCACCGGAUCUGCGCGAAUUCCGGUAAAUGAAAUAGCGGCGACAUCAGCGGACCCCGAUGUCCACCAUGUCCGUCCUGGAGGCCGCUGACACCGACCGGACCAUGUCACCGCUCGACGAAGUCGUAUCCCCGGCAAGUGUCAAAUCGGAACUGAUGAUCACCGACAUGCUGGAUGAGCACGAGACCGCGCUCGACGCGCAUCGGAAACGGAAGAGAGAUACCGAUGGUGAGGAACUGACGCCGAGGAAGCUGCCGUCACUCACCAGGAACAACAACGAGGUCGGAUUCGUCCUCGAGGAGAGUCCUGACGAUGACGAUAGAGACGACGACCGUCUGACUGGUCAUGGGGGCAUCUCCUCACUGGGCGGCGGGAACUCGUCGCCCUAUUCCGGUGCUCAUCACCAUGGACAUCGAGGAAACGGAAACGGGGGUGGCAUGCCCCACCACGGAGGCGCAUCUCUGCCGACCGCCUCCGACUUCCAACCCCCUUAUUUUCCACCCCCGUUUCCCUCGCAUCACCAUGCGCCCGCUAGCCCCCAGCACCCCGGUCUCGGCCAACCGCAACACCUGGAUUACCUCGUCAGCGAUCCUUAUACGCAAACGCUCAACACGCUCCACCAGCACCACUAUAAUCACCUGAGCGCUGCCGUCACCGCGGGCCAAAGGAGCGGCGAUCUCAGGAGAGACGCCGAGCUUCACGUGAACAUGCACGCUUCGUCGUUCCCUUACGACGGCGGACGUAGCAGUGGCGGAGGCGGUGGCGGCGGAGGUGGCGGCGGCGGUGGCGGAGGUGGUGGUGGUGGCGGUGGCGGAAGGGGUGUCGAGUCGUACGGCGCCGUACGUCGCCCCGACGCCCUUCUACCGCCCCCGGGCCUCGACCAAACCGACCUCGUUCUGCACAGCAGCCUCGUUGACGACCCCCAGGUGAGCGACGAUAACACAAACGUGGACGAUGGAGGGUUCAUGAACGACCUACCAUUACUAAAAAAUAUGAAACCUUCGGACAGGAGCGAGAAGUCUAUGUUGUCCGGAAACGCGCAACCGUCGGACGUGUUCUGUUCGGUCCCAGGACGAUUAUCGUUACUAAGCAGCACCAGCAAGUACAAAGUUACGGUAGCAGAGGUACAAAGACGGCUAUCGCCGCCGGAAUGUCUGAACGCGAGUCUCCUCGGCGGCGUGUUACGAAGAGCGAAAUCCAAAAACGGCGGACGUCUGCUUAGGGAAAAACUGGAAAAAAUUGGUUUGAAUCUGCCAGCUGGCAGAAGGAAGGCAGCCAAUGUCACGCUCUUAACUUCUUUAGUGGAAGGAGAAGCCAUUCACCUUGCCAGAGACUUCGGCUACGUUUGCGAAACCGAAUUCCCCGCGAAGCAAGUCGCCGAGUAUCUCAGCCGGCAGCAUUGUGAACCGCAGGAUUCCUAUAGGAGAAAAGAACUUCUUCAUGCCACCAAACAAAUCACCAAAGAGCUGAUGGAUCUUCUGAACCAGGACAGAUCGCCACUUUGCAAUACGCGGCCACAACAUAUCCUGGAUCCCAGUAUACAGAGACAUCUCACUCAUUUCUCUCUUAUAUCACACGGAUUCGGAAGUCCCGCGAUCGUGGCCGCUUUAACGGCUAUACAGAAGUUCCUAAGCGAGUCUUUGAAUCAUCUGGAGAAGAUGUAUCCCGGGAACGGCAGCGGCGUGACAAGCAGUCAACAGUCUAAUCUCGACACGAAUAAAAGCAAGGACGGCACGCUGAUGAAUGACAUGAAGAAGUGACGCACGGAAGACCCGCCUACCUCGAACGUGGUCACGUCUAUCAGGCACUCUUGGCCGUACAAUUGAGCUUCCGUGCGUUCACCACUCUUGCGGAAAGCUCGCAGUGGACCACUGCGUACCAGGCGCACUCGCGUGCCUUCGUACGUCGAGGUUGGCUGGUCGGUAAGCUUCUGUAGGCAAUUCGACAUGCAGGCUACAUUUGUGCGAAAUGUGCAAUCAGGGAUGCCAGUGAUAAGAGAAACGCAAGAAGACAAGAAAAUUCUCAUUCGUAAUAGAGAGAGAUAGAGAGAAGCAAAACACUCAAAUUAGAGGAACUCCGCUCCUCGUCGCUGGUUCGCCUUUGAUACAAUUCCUAUUUAUUUUAUAUUCUGUAUUAAAAAUAUUUACGAACAUCGUAAAGAUCUAUCUUAACAGCUCCCUCUUUUAUCGGCUUUAUAAUUGCAAUUAAAACGUUAUUAUUGAUACGAUCUUAGAAAGGCAGAAAAGAAACGAUUUUGAACAGAUGAGAAUACAUAUCUGUGCUAACAUGUGCCACAUACUAAAACAAGAAGAAUUAGACCUAUACAUCGUCCAAUGGAUAUUCUCUAUUGAAUAUAUAGUUUCACUGUCAUCAGAACAAUGACACAUAUCUUAAAAGAAUAUAAAUACAUUUAUAUUAUAAUAUUUGACGAUUCGCAAUCUUCUUUUUUAAGUAAUGUCGAAAUUAUAUAAUUUAUUUAUAUGUUAAUAAAUAUUCACAGAAAUGGUGAAUAUUUUGGAAAAAUAAAUGCUUGAGAAUAUCAAUUGGAUAUUUCGUAAUACUUGAAAAUAUAUCAAGCUCGUAAGCCUAUAUACUUUUGUAUCUAGAUCUUUUCGAUUUUUUUCUCAAAAAAAUUAUUUAUUUUAAUUAAAUUAGUUCUAUAUUGUCAUGAUCAUCAAAACGCGUAGUGAUAAAACGCAAAUAAAAAUAUCUCUAAUUUUAAAAAAUACGUCCGAAAUAUCAAAAUGAUCAAAGGUGUUAAGUUACGAUUUUUGUAAUCUAUUCAUAUGACCCGCUCUUUAUAUCCCACCGAUAAUACAUCUCAAAUAAUAGAUCAAGUUAAAGAUUUGCGAUUUGAUAGCAUAUGUAUAAGUCGCAUCCAUGUUUCUCGCGCAUCCGAAUACUGAUAAAAAUGCUCGAAUUAAUUAUCUGUGCUGAGGAAAGAAAAGCUAAUCAAAAUUAUUAAACGAAUCACAAAUGCCAAAAUAAAGAUUAUU
Molecule: messenger RNA, 5592 nt
Organism: Nylanderia fulva
Lineage: Eukaryota; Metazoa; Arthropoda; Insecta; Hymenoptera; Formicidae
Gene: TfAP-2
Product: transcription factor AP-2
Biological process (GO): regulation of cell population proliferation; regulation of transcription by RNA polymerase II; anatomical structure development
Cellular component (GO): nucleus
Molecular function (GO): DNA-binding transcription factor activity, RNA polymerase II-specific; RNA polymerase II transcription regulatory region sequence-specific DNA binding
Source: RefSeq, a predicted model, not a curated record